AUAAACACCAAAGUCUCAGUUAGACUAUGGACCAUGUGUUGAUCCAUAUGUCAUAUUUAUGUUUUAUAUAAAUAACCAUAUGUUUGAGUAUAGGUAUAUAGAUAGUAAUACACAUGUGGAUUGUUUUAUUUCUUUUAUUUAACACUGUUGGACAAAUAAUAAAAUAUUAAUUAAAAAAGGAAGAAAACAGUCAGUAAAUACCUGAAAGACACCAGCUGUGUCUUUAUGGCAACCCCAUGAAUUUCAUAGGGUUUUCUUAGGCAAGGAAUACUCAGAGGUUUCUUUCUUUCUUUAACCUUUAUUAAGCAUACAACAUCAUACAUUCACAAUACAAUUUCAGGAUCAUUGUUAUGAGACUUAAGCAAUAAAUUUAUUGCCUCUACCAGAAAAUUGACCAGUAACCUGGUACAGUAAUAUGCGGGUUCCGAUCUUCUAAUAAAUAUUCCACCAAUAACCUAUCCAAACCAAUAUUCAUUUUCAAUAACAUCCUUAAACAUUUUCCGCUAGGAAUUAUAUACAGUAGACCCUGUUUUCAUCAGAGGUAUUUUUGCCAGUUCCUUCGUCUGAAAAUCUAGCCUACAGCAUCUGAUGUUCAUUGGCUGUCUCCCAUCCAAGUACCAACCAGGACUGAACCUGCUUAGCUUCCAAGAACAGACAGGAUCCGAUGCUUUUGGGGUAUUUAUUGUAUUAUAAAAGCAAGCUUGCUUUUGUUCAUUGUUAGAUUACAAAACUAAAAGAAUUAGUUAAAGGUAGGGUUCCAGCUCACUCUGGAAAUAAGGUGGAAAAAAGUUGCUUUUAGAAAGCAAUUUUUCUCCCCAGCCAAUUUUAAUUCUGUCUCUUCAGAGGUUCGCAUAAUUGAGAUAUUAACUGAGAUGCCAAUGAUCGUUUGAUUUAGAUUGUGUUCUUACUCAAACAAGCAAACAAUUGCUAUUAAAACCAGAGCUCAAAUAUCUAAAAAUCACAGAUCUAAACCCCACCGUUCAUAUGUGUUUAAAAUUGCAAACUUCUGCUAAAACACAACAAAAGCGAUCUGUGUGGCAGCUGUCAAAAGGCUUGCUAAACACUUUUUGUGUUAUCCGAAAGCUAGUACAAAUGUUUUAAAGGCAUAAUGUGUGAGAAAUAACUGAAUCUGAUGAAAUGUUUACAUCAAAGUAAUUGAAGGGAAUGGGAAGGCACUGUGAAGUCUGUUGUAAUAAACACAGCUAUGUGUUGUGGCAUGUUAAAACAGAUUAUUCCUUUUGCGGCCCAGAGUUCACUUGUGAAAUGCAUCCUUCUCAUCUGAUGCCUGCUUGAUAUUUCGGACUGCAGUACCCAUCAGGCUCAGCUAGCAUGGCCAAUGGUCAGAAAUAAUUAUGAACCUAUAGAAAAUACUGGGGCAAGCGAUGAAGGUUCUCCUACUUGGAGCCCUCCAGUUAUAUUGGGCUGCAACUCCCGUCAUUCCCCAGUGUGUGUGGACUUGGAUUGGGCUGACAUACACAUAUGCAGACCUCCCCCCCCCCCCCCCCCAGUACUGGCUGGGAACGGUGGGAGUGGGGAUCCAUCACACCAGGAGGGUGCCAGGUUGAGGAAGACUGUUUUAUUCAGUACGAGUACAUAAAGCAGUCAGAUAAGUGCGGGUAUUUGAGUACGAGGAGAAAGAGACACAGCAUGGGACUGAAAAUGGGCAGCAGGUAUAUGUUUUAGUAUUCUGCAGAGUGUAACCUGAAUACCAGAUCCAGAUGCAUAAAAGCGACUGUCUUGUGUGCACCAAAUUGGAAAGUAUGUCCCAUUGAAUUCACCAUGGCUUACUGUAUAUACUCAUGUAUAAAUCUAGAAAUUUAGGUCAAAAAAUUGAGCCAAACAACCCGAGUCAACUUAUGUAAGUACUGUAUCUUGUUAUUUAAAAGAAGAAACUAUCCCUUGGUGAAAAGCAAGAGUAAAUCUGCCUUGAUCCCCCCUAUUCUCUCAUCCAGCCUUAAAAGUAAACACAAAGAGUUAUAUCUGCUGGAAUUUUGUAAAAUCUUUGACAUUGUUUUACUUUGCUUCAUCUUUUAGAUCUUUUGCUAUAUGCCCCUAAAUUUUACUCUUGACUUAUCCACAGGUCAUAGCAAAAUCCAUAAUUUUGGCCCCAAAACUUGCACUUGACUUAUACAUGACGUCAACGUAUAGAUGUAUAUGUACGAUACUUCCAAGAAAGCUAGCACUGAAUUUUGUUGAAAGAAUUUGUGAUGCAGAACAUUAAUUUGCUUUCCCUUACGUCCCAUAAUAAAAUGGUUACUGUGAAAGUGAAGGGAUGGGGACAUAGCCUGUAAUCUGGUGACUUUAUUUACCUUAAAUACUAAUAGAAAUUGUAAUAGUAUUACUACUACUACUAUUACUACUAUUACUACUAAUAAUAAUAGUAAUAAUAAUGAUGAUGAUGAUGAUAAUUUCUUAACCACCUCUCCCCAUGGAUCAAGGCAAGGAACAACAAUAGAUUAAUUACAACAUCAGUUUAAAACACACAACAUCAAUUUAAAAGAGCAAAUAAAACAGCUACAUAUUAGGACAAUGAAUUAAUCUUUCAAAAUUUAUAAUUUAAAAUUAAAAUGAUGGCUAGAUAAUUCUGGGUUUAGAACUGUGAGUUGAUCCAUGAAUUGAAUGCUUGCAGACGGUAGCAAGAAGAACCCGUAUAUUCUUUAAAAUUAGUCUGUGAGGAAGUAAGAUAUCACUACAGGAUUUACGAUGUGAACUUGGAUCAGUGACGCAAACAAUUACGGUAUUUGCUUCCAGAUAGCUGUGACACUGUAGACUUCAGAACAAGAUAGCUCUUUGCCAGCAAAUGGAGUGGUGGAGACAAGUGGAUCCCAUUGUUCCCUGUGUAAUUUAAAACAUUGCCUCAUGUGAACAAUCUGGAAAGAGAAUGUAUGAAUAAGCCACAAUGGAAAGAGCAAAUGGUGCUAGUCUGCAGCUCCAACCACUUGCCACCGAACCUGUACCUCUGCAGGCCCAUGAGGAUGCCUUCUCUUACAAGGAAAACCUGAUCGGUGCGUUGCUGGCUAUUUUUGGGCAUCUUGUGAUCAGCAUUGCACUCAACCUCCAGAAGUACAGCCAUAUCCAGCUAGUGGGUUGUAAAGAGCACCGUACAUACUUCAGAACCAAGACCUGGUGGUGCGGCCUCUUCUUGCUGUUCCUGGGGGAGCUGGGGGUCUUUUCUGCCUAUGCCUUUGCGCCCCUUUCCCUGAUUGUUCCCCUGGGUGCUGUGUCGGUUAUAGCAAGUGCAAUCAUUGGAGUAAUAUUCAUUAAGGAAAAAUGGAAGCCCAAAGACUUUUUGAGGCGCUAUGUUUUGUCCUUUGUAGGCUGUGGCUUGGCCAUUGUUGGGACGUACCUGCUGAUAACCUUUGGGCCUAACAGUCAUGAGACCAUGACGGGAGAGAACAUCACUAAGCAUUUAGUCAGCUGGCCGUUUCUUUUGUAUAUGCUGGUGGAGAUCAUCCUUUUCUGUCUACUACUGUAUUUCUACAAAGAGAAGAAAGCUAAUUAUAUAGUUGUGAUUUUGCUGCUGGUAGCACUCCUGGGUUCCAUGACGGUUAUCACAGUGAAGGCUGUGGCAGGCAUGAUUGUGGUUUCUCUACGGGGGAAUUUGCAGCUGGGCUACCCUAUUUUCUACAUCAUGGUGGUUUGCAUGGUGGCGACAGCAGCCUUUCAGGCCACGUUUUUAACCCAAGCUUCACAGCUGUAUGAUGCAUCACAGAUUGCCAGUGUGGGUUACAUCUUGUCCACUGCAAUAGCAAUCAUUGCAGGUGCAACAUUUUACUUGGACUUCAUUGGGGAAGACAUACUCCAUAUUUGCAUGUUUGCCUUGGGGUGCCUCAUUGCAUUCUUGGGUGUCUUUUUGAUCACUAGAAACAAAAGGAAAUCAAUCUUUUUUGAACCCUACAUCUCCAUGGAUGCUAUGCCAGGCAUGCAGAAUUUGCACGACAACGGAACAGCAGUUCAGCCUGAUCUCAAGACUUCCUUUUCCUAUGGCGCCCUGGAGAGCAAUGACACCAUCUCAGAGAUCUAUGCUCCUGCCACGUUGACAAUUGUCCAAGAAGAACAUGGCUCCAAAGGAGCACCUGUGCCUCUAUACAAAGUCAUGGAGCACAGCAAAAGGGAGUGAAUGUCCUUGAGGACUGGCAUAAUGGGUCCACAUGUGUGGUCAAUCUUAUUUAUUUAUUUCUCUCUCUUUCUUUCAUUUCACUAAAAGGUCAUCUGAAAUGUGGUUAAAAUUAAUACAAAUUAUAGCUUUAAAGACCAAACUGCAGUUGAUCAACUGUAUACCAAAAGCUAAGCUAAACUGUUCCAUGAUGCCUACAGUCUCAUCAGAUGAAAUGCAUAGGGAAUUACAUGGUCUGUAGUAUUGCUUACAAAAUAACAGACACCAAAGGAUGAGUUUAGCCUUUCUGUUAUGAUAAAGCACUCCCUAUGGAGCCAGUUAGCACAUGUCUUCUUAGACCAACCUUUUCCCAACCCAGCUCUUUCCAGAUGUCUUGCACUUCAGAUCUCAUUUUCUCCUGUCCACACGUUGCUGGUUGGGGUUAUAGAUAUUAUAAAUGACACAUUACCUGGAGGGCAACAGGGAUGGAAGCUAUAGUUCAGCACGUAGGGAGAGGGGAUCAGAAUGAGGCAGUCUUGAGUAAAUUGCAUAGAGUAUAGGCAGGGCUUUGGGUUCAGGCCCACUCCUCACUAUAUAUAUCUAUAUGUAUAUGUAUAUAUGUAUGGAGCAGUAGAUUCCUGUUUAAAUGGGCCAGAGUGUGUUGGCUGUAGUACUAAUCAUCCCCAACUAGCAUGAUUUAACUACCACUUUGUAGUGCAUAGAAAGAACUUACAAUGUCAUAAGAUUUGAAGAUGUCAAAUAAGACUAAAUAUUCUCCCACAGCAUCCACCUGCUUUCCAAUAUUUAAUCUAAUAUUAUAGCAGUUCAGAUCUUUCCUUAAAAGAACAGCAUUAUUUUAACUCUGUUCUUACCUGGCCACCUUUACUGCAAGACUGACUGCCAGUGUUUUUAAAUGGUAGCUUAAUUACCUAGGAUUUCUCAAGUCUCCAAUGUAGCAAUGAUCAGUGUUCUUUCAGUGCACCCAUGUAUUGAAAUGAAAUGGAUUAAUAUUUUCCAAGAAAUGUUUAGUUAGCUUUCUUUAGACCCAAAUUUAAUGUUUUUCCAUUUUCUUUUGCCACAGCCAUCCUGAGAAGAUGUAAUUCAUUUUAGUGCUGUAAUGGAACAUACUGUAGGAUUUGUCUUCUCUGUACAUACUAUAUUUUCUUUUCCCAUAGAAAUCUCCUGUUUCCAGGUUGGAAGUAGGAGAGAUAAAUUUUAAAUAAAAUCCAUACUUUGGUUGUUUA
This is a messenger RNA of Sceloporus undulatus (fence lizard), 5340 nucleotides long. RefSeq names its product NIPA like domain containing 3 (gene NIPAL3). The transcript is spliced from 12 exons. Gene Ontology annotation, cellular component: membrane. The record is from RefSeq and is a predicted model, not a curated record. NCBI's taxonomy places the organism in Eukaryota, Metazoa, Chordata, Lepidosauria, Squamata, Phrynosomatidae. Bases 2900 to 4120 code for a protein of 406 amino acids. Gene Ontology annotation, biological process: magnesium ion transport. Gene Ontology annotation, molecular function: magnesium ion transmembrane transporter activity.